This is a messenger RNA of Dichomitus squalens LYAD-421 SS1, 2604 nucleotides long. RefSeq names its product G-alpha-domain-containing protein. Lineage: Eukaryota; Fungi; Basidiomycota; Agaricomycetes; Polyporales; Polyporaceae. The record is from RefSeq and is a predicted model, not a curated record. Bases 749 to 2377 code for a protein of 542 amino acids. Gene Ontology annotation, molecular function: G protein-coupled receptor binding; guanyl nucleotide binding; GTPase activity. Gene Ontology annotation, cellular component: heterotrimeric G-protein complex. The transcript is spliced from 15 exons. Gene Ontology annotation, biological process: adenylate cyclase-modulating G protein-coupled receptor signaling pathway.
GUUGCGAUGGCGGGAUGGCGCGGUUGCGUAGCUAGGUGAGUGGUAGCUGAGCUUGCGGGUAAGCACCGGAUUGCCCGUGCAGCUUGUUAUGCACCGUUCGGGUUUGGGCGAGCGACGGCUGAUCACAGGGGCAAAGUGACAUUGUUUAUGGCAUGAGAAGGAGAGACCGCACCGGAGACCUCGGACGAUGGGGUACUACGCUACGCGAGCACAGCACGUAGCUGCGUCUCGCGAGCGCCACUUGUGUACUCAUUCGACGCGAAGCCGGGCGUCGAGGAGAGGUCAACGCUGUGUGGUGUGACCGGCGGAGGCGGAUGAGCAGCGACUUAAGUUCGGGCGGGAUUAGCAUCCGACGGCGCCUACGUGCGGCCACGCGAAGGUGGAUAGACGCCUGUGAGAUCUUUGUGGCGCUCGGCUAACUGGGCGGGGGCACGGCGCGUGCGUGCUUGUGCGUCCGCGAGAGAUCAGUCAGUGUGCGAGAGUGCAUGUCAUCGUUCGCUGACAAGAAUUAAUGCUGUCGUCUGGGUUUCGCUCUGUGUCGCCCCGCGCACCCGCGCGCGGCAUAGAUACACAGCACGUAGACGUCCCGUUCCCGGGAAGCGCGGCCGCCGCCGAUUCGGUUAUCGCUGUGCCUCUGCUGAACGCCGGACGAGGAGCGGUUCCCGGGCGUGCGGACGGCCAAGGGCGAAAGGGGAAAGAGGACCGGGAGUGAGUAUCAGACAAUGAUGGCCUCCUCUUCUCCAUCAAAAUGAAAUGCGCUCCGUGGGACGCGCGAUACACCUUAUCCUCCGCCCCUUCCUCUCUUCCUUCCUCUUUCCGUCCUCUCUCUCCGUCGCUCCGUCCCUCGCCGCGCUCUCUGUCCCCUGGCAGCCCUCUCUUCUUCCCUGCCAUACCUUUGCCGCCUGUAGAGCGCGACCGGUCACGACUACCACCGGCAUUUUGCUCCACGGACAGCAGCAACUCGACCACAACCACGAUGCGCCAACGCCGCAGCCCCGCAGAGGAGGAGGAGGCGCUCCGCAUCAGCAAUGCCAUUGACGAGGAGCUCAGACGCGAACGCGAGGCGAUGAGAAGGCGGAAGGCCAAGGACGUCAAAGUGAUGCUGCUCGGGCAAGCCGAGUCCGGAAAGUCGACGCUGCAGAAGCAGUUCCAGCUGUACUACUCGUCCUCGACCCUCGACCGCGAGCGCGCCUCGUGGCGGCCGAUCGUGUACUUCAACAUCCUCAAGGCGAUCCGGAUGAUCCUCGAGGAGCUCGACUGGGAGUACGGGCUCGGCGCGUCCGGCUCCGGGGACCCGCUGUCGGUGUCGCCGGGGCUGCUGCCCUCGACGUCGGGGACGGGCACGGGGAGCGGGGGGAGCGGGAGCGGGUCGUCGACGCACUCGCGGGCGGCGAACCCGGCGUGGUUCCCGGAGCUGGGGCUGCUGCGGAACAAGCUGCUGCCGCUGGUGGCGUCGGAGGACGCGCUGGCGUCGGAGCUGUCUGGGGGCGUGCACGUCGCGGGGGGCAAGACGGGGGUGUACGUGCGGUCGGGGUGGCAGGCGCUGACGUCGGCGAACCGGUCGUGGCCGCUGGCGGAGAACUUUACGCAGGCGGGCGGUGGGGGCAAGCAGGCGCAGUGGGCGGUGACGAACAUCGUGGCGAAGACGCUGGCGGCGUCGAUGGACGAGGUGGAGAUGCUGUGGUGGCAUCCGGGGGUGCAGAGUCUGCUGAAGGGGAACAAGCUGAAGCUGGAGGAGUAUGCGGCGUUUUUCCUUGCCAACAUCCGACGUAUCGCUCAAGCAGACUACAUGCCGUCAAAUGAGGAUAUCCUGCACGUCCGCCUGCAGACGAUCGGGGUGACGGAACACGCGUUCGACAUCAACCUGGGCGGGACGAAUUACAAUUGGCUGCUGUACGACGUGGGCGGGGCGCGAGGACAGAGACACGCGUGGGUGCCGUUCUUUGACGACGCGACUGCGAUUAUUUUCCUGGCCCCCAUCAGCGCCUUUGACCAGUACCUGGAGGAAGACCCAAAGACGAACCGAAUAGACGACUCGCUCCAGCUGUUCACCACCAUAUGCUCAAACAAGCUCCUGUCAAACGCUGCCCUCGUCCUCAUGCUCAACAAGACCGAUCUCCUAAGACAAAAGCUGGAAUCCGGCAUCAAAGUUCGCAAAUACAUCUCGUCAUACGGCGACAGGCCAAACGAGUUUGAAGAGGUCUCCGAAUACUUCCGCGCCCAUUUCAUCCAGGUCCACAAGCGCAAGGACGUCUCGCACAGACCGCUCUACUUGCACUUCACGUCCAUGCUUGACAUCAAGGCGACGCAGUCGAUCAUCAUCAACGUCGGCGAAGCGAUCAUGCGCUCGCACCUGACAAAGAUCGGCCUCGCAUAGUUGGUCGCUCCCCGUGGAUCGCCGUGGUGGAACUGGAUUCUUGGGAUCGUGAUUAUAUACCGCCUAUAUUGUGUACUCCUGGUCGUCGCUCUGUUGUCGUUGCUGCUUUCCUCGUGCGCGUACGUAUCUGCCUGGGUGUACGUACUCUCUGUUCGUACCUCGGACGUUGUCCUCUGUAGGAUAGUAUGUAUUGUAUGGAUAAGGAAGGAUUAUUUGCCAUAUUUUCG